AUGCCAUCUAAGGUUGAAAUUGUGGGAGAAAAAGAAGCAGAUGAGAUUGAGGUUACUGGAGAGUCGAAUAAUACUACAGAGAAGGAAUCAGAGGUGACCCAAAAAGUAGUUCCCAUGCAUAGACCUCCACCUCCAUUCCCACAGAGAUUGGCAAAAUUUAUGAAAGACUUGGUGACCAAAAAGAGGGCCGACAGUUUUGAGAAUGAUGAGAGGUUGCAACACUGCAGUGCUAAUGCUACUUGGUCACUUGUCCAAAAAGAAACGGAUCCUGGAGCUUUCUCUAUUCCUUGUACCACCAGGAUUUUGCACUUUUCAAAAGUUUUGUGUGAUUUCCGUGCUAGCAUCAACUUGAUGUCGUUGUCCAUAUAUAAAAAGUUGGGUUUAGGGGCUCCAAAGCAGACUGCGAUGCGUCUAGUCAGGGGCAAUAGAAGUGUGAAGAAUCCCAUUGGUGUUCUCCAAGAUGUCCUUGUGAAAAUUGGAGUUGUUCAUUUUUUUGGUGGAUUUGGUGAUACUUGA
Messenger RNA from Solanum stenotomum, 516 nucleotides. RefSeq lists its product as uncharacterized. The record is from RefSeq and is a predicted model, not a curated record. Bases 1 to 516 code for a protein of 171 amino acids. Lineage: Eukaryota; Viridiplantae; Streptophyta; Magnoliopsida; Solanales; Solanaceae. The transcript is spliced from 2 exons.